Schizosaccharomyces osmophilus is the source of this 1266-nucleotide messenger RNA. It is a transcript of the gene psk1, whose product is annotated as serine/threonine protein kinase S6K family Psk1. Gene Ontology annotation, biological process: protein phosphorylation. The transcript has a single exon. NCBI's taxonomy places the organism in Eukaryota, Fungi, Ascomycota, Schizosaccharomycetes, Schizosaccharomycetales, Schizosaccharomycetaceae. The coding region runs from base 1 to 1266 and encodes 421 amino acids. The record is from RefSeq and is a predicted model, not a curated record. Gene Ontology annotation, molecular function: ATP binding; protein serine/threonine kinase activity.
AUGCCAGUUUUUUUAUUCGACGAGCAAGACUGCUUAAACGGGGACGCGCACUCUGAGUUGUCAAGCGACGACGAAGUCGUUGAAGGAAUGGAUGGUGGUUGUGACCCAUUGAGCUUAAAAAAUCUUUGUAUUUCUGAUGGAAAUGGAGAAGAAGAGAAGAAAAUAAAAGAAGAUACGGUUGAGUAUAAAUUGGGAGAAGAUGGAGACUUUGUUUCAGAGCGCAAUAACAAUUAUGUGCCAAAUCAAAAAAUGCAUCCAAAUGAUUUUCAUCCUAUCGCAGUCCUUGGCAGAGGAUCGUACGGUAAAGUCCUCCUGGUCAAGCAAGGACAAACGGGCCGCUUGUUCGCUCAAAAGCAGUUAAAGAAAGCCAGUAUAGUACUUCGAGCAAAAGGGCUUCAACAAACCAAGAAUGAGCGCCAAAUUUUGGAGGAAGUACGACAUCCAUUCAUUUGUCGAUUGUAUUAUGCCUUUCAAGAUUUGGAUCGUCUGUACUUGAUUCUUCAAUACGCACCAGGAGGAGAGCUGUUUGCUCAUUUGGCUGAACAAAGAAUGUUGCCCGAGGACGCCGUUGCUUACUACACAGCAGAACUUACUUCUGCUCUGAUUCAUUUGCAUAAGCUUGGUAUAGUAUACCGAGACCUGAAGCCAGAAAAUUGCCUUUUGGAUGCUGAAGGUCACGUCCUGUUAACUGACUUUGGGCUUUCCAAGGUUGCAGAAUCAGGUACAAAUUGUCAUUCUUUUGUCGGUACAGAGGAGUACUGUGCGCCUGAAAUUUUGCUUGAACAGCCAUAUGAUUACGCUGUCGACUGGUGGUCAAUGGGUAUCUUAAUUCACGACCUGCUUGUUGGCUCUCCCCCGUUCACGGCAAAUAACCAUAAAAAGAUCAUGGAGAAAAUUGUUCGUACAAAAGCAAAUAUACCCUUCUAUGUCUCUCCUGAUGCGCGUGAUUUGAUCAAUAAAUAUUUAAAGAAAAACCCGCAGCAACGCCUUGGUGCUAAAAAUACCGCUACUGACUAUGAAGCCAUCAAGAAGCAUAGAAUGUACAGAAAAAUAAACUGGGAAAAAUUAGAAAGUCGCGAAUUACCUCCCCCAAUCAUUCCUUGCAUAACAGAUCCUGCAGCUGCUGAAAACUUUUCAGAGGAAUUUACAAAAAUGCCCAUCUCAGUCACUCCUAUAUGUUCUGAUAAUUUUCCAGUUGGUAGCCAUUCCUCUGCUUUUCGAGGCUUCACUUAUGUUGCUUCUCCAAAUUUCAUUAAUCAUAAUUAG